CAGAAGGAAUCUCUUCUAUACACUACCGCGUCCGGUGGAACAUCAUGUCUGCUAUGAGGACAUUGACGGUCGCGGGAUUGUUUCUGGCUUUUUGCGCGUUGGGACUCAUUGCAGUCGCAAUAUGUACUGACAACUGGUACGAGACCGAUGCAAGGAGGCACAGGGAACGUUGUAAGAAUUAUUCCAACAAAAGGAACGACCCUGGAUUCAUCUAUAUCUCCAACCAGAACCUCCCACUCCGUAUGCUACCGAAGGAGAAUAACGUGGAGCGGAAGGGGUCGAGUGGAGGUGUCCUCCUGCGGGCUAAGCGACACUUCUUGCCCCCUGCCCCGGCCAUGGAGUCCCUCUGCAGUCGGCAGUACAACUCCACCAUCUCCGGGCUGUGGAGGAAAUGUCACCGGGAGGGAUUCGACCUGGAGACAGAGGAUCUCAUCUUUAAAGGUUUAGUUCAGCGCUGCACACCGAUAAAAUACUACUACUAUUAUUUAGCCCUUCCCAGAAAGCUGAGCGUCAAUAUAAUCAAGACUAUUCGUCAGGAUGAGUGGCACGCACUCCACCUGCAGAGAAUGACAACCAGUUUCAUCGGCAUGGCUGUGUCCAUCAUCCUGUUUGGCUGGGUGAUCGGGGCUCUGGGCUGCUGUCAGCAGCAUGACCUGAUGCAGUACGUAGCGGGACUGCUCUUCCUCAUGGGAG
Molecule: messenger RNA, 693 nt
Organism: Salvelinus sp. IW2-2015
Lineage: Eukaryota; Metazoa; Chordata; Actinopteri; Salmoniformes; Salmonidae
Product: transmembrane protein 178B-like
Exons: 3
Cellular component (GO): membrane
Source: RefSeq, a predicted model, not a curated record